UCCACCUAAAUCGGGAGCAUGGCCGCUCUGAGGCUUCUCUAACCAUAAGAUAGAUUUUGGAUAAUGUAGUGAAAAUAUAGAAGAAUUAUUUUCUGUUUUUAAUUUUAUCUGAUUAUUGUUUAUUUAAAAACGAAAUCAAGAUUAAAUUAGAGAACAUGUCUAUGCUUGCAGAACGUCGACAAAAGCAAAAAUGGAGCCUUAAUCCACGAGGAAAAUGGUGGUCCGAAGAUUCGAAUAAGUUUGGUCAGAGAAUGUUAGAGAAAAUGGGUUGGACAAAAGGAAAAGGGCUUGGUGUCAACGAGCAAGGCAUUACAGAAUAUAUUAAUGUUUCACAUAAGAAUGAUACAGCAGGUAUAGGAUAUGACAAGAAUGUAGACAUAUGGGUGGAACAUCAGGAGAAAUUUAACAAUUUGUUGAAACAACUUCAUGAGAAUGGAAAUCAAAACACUACUCAGAAAUUAGAAACAGAAGAUGAUAGAUCAAUGGAGCUUAAGUCUAAACAAAGUCAUGCUCGUGUGCAUUACAAGAAAUUUACACAAAGUAAAGACAUAAAUAAGUAUAAACCUAAGGACUUAGCAAAUAUACUUGGCCAAAAAGAAUUAAUGAAUACAAUUCAAGUAAAGACAGAAAAAGAUGAUGAUAGUUAUGAAAAAAAAUCUAUUAGCAUCGAAAAAAGUAAUAAUGGAAUUGUCACAAUUAAUAGUGGUAACAUGACUGAUUAUUUUGGGCAUAAGUUAAACUAUGACAAAAACUUUUCAUGUAAUAUGAUUGAUAAUCAAGCAACUAACUCUGAAAAUGAAAACAAGCAAUAUGCUGGUUUUGGAUUUGUAUCAAAAACAGAGAAUAUGUUGUCUAAUGAAGUGUCAAGAGAUUUUAACGAGAAGAAUAAUUAUGCUUUUGAUAAUCCUUGUUUAGGAUUUAAUAGUCCCACAAAAGUUAUAUUAUCUAAUGCUGAUAGUACUUGCAAAAAGUCUGCAAAAAAGAGGAAAAAGGAACAUGAAAAUGAUACUUUGCAUGCCACUAAAGCGGAACACAAUGCUCGAAAGAAAUUAAAAACUGAAAUUAUUAAUGGAGACUGUAAAAAUGGUUUGACAAAUCCAGCUCUUAAUUUAGAUAUAAAUCCUGAGGAGGAGUGUAAUGGUAGAGAAUUUGAAGUAUCCAGAGCACAAUUUGGUCUAGAAAAUUGUGGUUUAGAUUUGACAGAUGAAAAAAACGACAAGAAAUGUGUAACAUUUAAUGAUCAUAUUAUAUUAUAUGAGUAUAAUGUAGAUUCCACCAAAAAGAAAAAAGGAAAAGCGACAUUGGAUAAAUUUGAAGUUGAAAAUAAGAAACACAAAAAAAAGCGGAAACAGGAAAACAUAACACCUGAGUCAAAUGGGUUUAUUAAUGAGGCAUUAGACAUAGAAACAGUCUGUGAGGAAGUUAAUGAUAAUCAAUUGAAUGAACAUAAAAGUAAAAAAAUUAAGAGAAGGAAGAUAUGUAAAAUAUCUAAUCUAGAAACGAUACAAGAGUCACCAGAAGGAGAAAAAGAAAUAAUUGAGAUUAAGGUAGAAUCAGAAGAUGCAUUGGAUACCAGUAUUGUUAAAAAAGAGGAAACAGAUAUUAUAGAUAAAAAGUUAAAAAAAAAGAAAAAAAAGAAGACUAAAGUUGAAAACAUUAUUGUAGUUAAUACAAAUGAGAAAUUAGAUGAAACCAAAGAGAUAAUUGAAGGUAAAAAAACUAAGAGAUGUAAAAGUAAACAAGAAGAAAUUGUAAAUUCUAAGAAAUAUAAGAAAGAAAAGAAAAAAAAUAAGGAAAGUUAUAAGAUUGAAAAAUGUGCUAUUAAAGUUGAAAUAAGCAAUGACGAACAAAAUAUUGAGAUAUUAGAUCAGACAAAUUUAAAGCAGCAUCAAAAUUAUUCGACCAUGGAUGAAAACAAGGAUACAACAGAAAUAGAAGUAAUGCCAGUUGUUGAAAUUAAAAAUGAAAAAGAAGAAAUGGCAUCCGUAAAAGAUAAACAAAAAAAGAAAAAGAGUAUUUAUAAUGAAGAUUGUUUCAAGAAUGAAUGUGAUAUAAAGAAGGAAAUUUCUGACAAAGAAAAUAUUGGCAAAGAGCAAGAGUCAGAUUUCAAAAAAUUAGAAAAAAAAAAUAAAAAACACAAAAAAUCAAGAGAAAAAAAUGUAUCUGAUAUUGACGAUUCUAUCGACUCUAAUCUAGAAAUUGUGAAUGCAAACACUAUCAAGCAGGAAAAAAUAGAAGAAUCCACUCGUACAUCUUUAAAGAAAAGUAGUAUAGUCGAUUCUAUCGAAAAUAUAAUGCAUAGUCCAUGGAGUGCAAAAGCAAGGAUGUCUAAAAAGAUGUUAACACUUUUUCAAAAUAAUGAACUUUUAGAUUUUCCUGGUUCUAACAUUCGUGAUAUAAAAGGAUAUGGUGUAGAUAUUGAAUGCUAAUUAUAGAUUUUAUAGAAUUUGUACAAUAAUUUUGACAAUGAGACUCGAUGAUAGAUGUUACUUGCUAAUAAAGAUUAUGUGUUUUUUGUGUUAAU
Camponotus floridanus (Florida carpenter ant) is the source of this 2524-nucleotide messenger RNA. RefSeq lists its product as uncharacterized. Lineage: Eukaryota; Metazoa; Arthropoda; Insecta; Hymenoptera; Formicidae. The coding region runs from base 156 to 2429 and encodes 757 amino acids. Gene Ontology annotation, molecular function: telomerase inhibitor activity; nucleic acid binding. The record is from RefSeq and is a predicted model, not a curated record. The transcript is spliced from 4 exons. Gene Ontology annotation, cellular component: nucleolus. Gene Ontology annotation, biological process: regulation of ribosome biogenesis.